This is a messenger RNA of Dufourea novaeangliae, 1410 nucleotides long. RefSeq names its product pro-resilin-like. Gene Ontology annotation, cellular component: extracellular matrix. Lineage: Eukaryota; Metazoa; Arthropoda; Insecta; Hymenoptera; Halictidae. The transcript is spliced from 7 exons. The record is from RefSeq and is a predicted model, not a curated record. Bases 1 to 1410 code for a protein of 469 amino acids.
AUGUCUAAGAUCGCGUUAGCAGUAUUCAUCGUGGCUCUCAGCCUGGUGCGGUCCGAGCCUCCAGUGAGCUCGUAUCUACCACCUGGCGGCGGCGGUGGUGGUGGUGGUAACGGUGGCGGCGGAGGUGGAAGUCCAUCGAACACCUAUGGACCGCCCGGUUUCGACAGUCAAAACGGCGGUAAUGGCGGCAACGGUUUGUCGAACAGUUACGGCGCGCCCGCAGGUGGUAGCAACGGUUACAAUGGCGGCGGUUCCGGUAACGGACGACCUGGUUCAAACGGCGGAAGAAACGGUGGUGGUGGCCGAGGGAACGGUUUGGGUGGUGGACAACCAUCCAGCUCGUAUGGGCCACCGUCAAAUGGAUUUGGCGGGAACGGUGGUUCAGGAAACGGGCGACCUUCCAGCAGCUACGGACCGCCUGGCGGUGGUAACGGUGGCGGAAACGGCGGUGGAAACGGCAAGAACCAGUUCAAUGGCGGCCCACCAUCCAGCAGUUACGGGACUCCAGAAGGUGGGAACGGUGGCAGCAAUGGAGGCGGCCCACCUUCCGGCCUGUACGGACCACCAGGAAGAAACGGGAACGGUGGUAAUGGUGGUAACGGUGGCAACGGAGGACGGCCGUCUGGGAACUAUGGAACACCAGAAAGGAACAAUGGAAGGCCGUCGGGACUUUACGGACCGCCUGGCAGAAAUGGGAAUAACGGUGGCAAUGGGGGAUACCCGUCUGGUGGACCGAACGGAGGGAACGGUGGAUACCCGUCUGGGGGUGGUAACGGAGGCAACGGUGGUGGAUAUCCAUCCGGUGGACCUGGUGGAAACGGUGGUAACGGUGGUUAUCCAUCCGGUGGACCCGGUGGAAAUGGAAAUGGGAAUGGUGGUUACGGGGCUAACGGAGAGGAAGAAAGUAACGAACCAGCGAAAUACGAAUUCUCUUAUGAGGUGAAGGAUGAACAGUCCGGUGCUGAUUACGGGCACACGGAAACCAGAGACGGCGAUCGCGCGCAAGGAGAAUUCAAUGUUCUGCUUCCUGACGGAAGAAAGCAGAUCAUUGAAUACGAGGCCGAUCAGGACGGAUUUAAACCACAGAUUAGAUACGAGGGCGAGGCAAACAACGGCGGAUACGGUUCCGGUGGACCGGGCGGGAACGGUGGAAGCGAUUUCGGUGGUAAUGGAUACCCGAGUGGUGGCCCCAACGAGAAUGGAAAUGGCGGCAAUGGCAACGGUUAUCCAGCGGGAGGACCAGGUAGCAAUGGAGGUGGAUCUGAUUUUGGUAACGCCGGAUAUCCAUCUGGAGGACCGAACGGGAACAAUGGCGGCUACAGAAACGGAAACGGUGGCGGCAAUGGUAAUGGCGGAUAUCCAUCCGGAAGUGGAGGCGAUGCCGCGGCCAACGGUGGAUACCAAUACUAA